Molecule: messenger RNA, 1488 nt
Organism: Penicillium lagena
Lineage: Eukaryota; Fungi; Ascomycota; Eurotiomycetes; Eurotiales; Aspergillaceae
Exons: 18
Coding region: 1-1488 (495 amino acids)
Biological process (GO): transmembrane transport
Cellular component (GO): membrane
Molecular function (GO): transmembrane transporter activity
Source: RefSeq, a predicted model, not a curated record
AUGAAGGACAUCAGCCAAGAUGACGACGCCCAAUUGGCCGCUAUGGGCCAUCGCCCGGAGCUAAAGCGGCGUUUCUCGACUUGGUCGAUGCUGGGGUUGGCGUUUGCCGUGCUGAAUGUCCGUGCCAAUCCCUUAUUCUUAUCAUUCACAACACUGAUUAUGGAUCUAGUCGUGGACGGCGCUGUCGGCAAGUUUGUCUAUCAGUUUGGACUCCGGGGGCAGUACCAGCGUGGUGUGGGUGCGGGUGGACAGUAUCACUGGGUUGCAGUCAUCUCGUGGCCAAAAUGGGUGCCCAUUCUCUCAUGGAUCACGGGCUGGAUCAACGUGGCGGGCUGGGUCGCCCUCGUGGCUACCAACUCGCUGCUUUCAAGCCAGCUCAUCGUGGGAUGUAUUUCUUUGAUGCACCAGGACUAUGUAGCAAAGCGAUGGCAUCAGUUCCUCAUUUAUAUCGGAUUAACAGUAGGCGCUUUUGUCAUCAACGCCUUCGGAAAUGCGGUCCUUCCACUCUUAUAUCGCGGUGCCUUUGCAUGGUCAAUUGGCGGGUUUGCGAUUGUCUCUAUCACGAUCCUUGCUUGUGCUUCCCCUGAUUUCAAUUCAGCAUAUUUUGUGUUCUGCGAUUUUGUUAAUAAAACUGGCUGGCCGGAUGGCGUUGCGUGGCUACUCGGACUGCUCCAAGGAGGUCUCGGAGUGACUGCAUUCGAUGCCGUCGCGCACAUGAUCGAAGAAGUCCCCAAUGCUGCAACCGAAGGACCCAAGAUUAUGGUCGCCUGUGUGGCUAUCGGACCCAUGAAUCAAGUCACGACUUCAGCAGCGGGGCCGAUUUUGCAGAUUCUCUACGAUGCAACCCGGAAUCGCGCGGGUGCGAUCUGUCUCUUGGUGCUUCCUCUCGUCUGCAUGAUCUAUGCUAUUCUCAGCGUCAUGACCACUAGCAGUCGAAUGAUUUUUGCAUUUGCACGUGACGGUGGUCUUCCCGCAUCCCGAUUCUUUGCCACUGUCCACCCAACACUGAAGUUGCCGCUGAAUGCACUAAUGCUGAGCGUCGUUGUGGUCAUCUGUUUCGGCUGCAUCUUUAUGGGUUCCUCAAGCGCCUUCAACGCCAUCAUCUCCGCGUCCGUCGUUGCGCUCGACCUCUCCUACGGAAUACCUAUCGCAAUUAACUGUCUGCAGGGCCGCAAAGCCCUUCCGCCGGGGAAGUGGAAGCUUCCCAAUGCAGUUGGAUGGGUGGUUGACAUUGUUGCCUUGUCGUAUAUCUCCCUGACGACCGUGUUGUUUGUCUUCCCUCCUGAUCGUAAACUUACGGGGAGUAAUAUGAAUUACUGUAUUGCUGCGUUCGCUGUCAUCAUUAUGAUCUCCGUGUUCCAGUGGGUUGUGGACGGACGAAAGAAUUUCACGGGACCUCGUGUUGAUUUGGCUAUUGAAGGACUGGAUACCCUGCCCGCCGAGUCGAAGGUUGGACAUACGGCCGGGACCGAAACGGACGAGAAGUAA